This is a messenger RNA of Poecilia latipinna (sailfin molly), 1291 nucleotides long. RefSeq names its product transcription factor HES-2. The coding region runs from base 232 to 837 and encodes 201 amino acids. The transcript is spliced from 3 exons. Gene Ontology annotation, molecular function: protein dimerization activity. NCBI's taxonomy places the organism in Eukaryota, Metazoa, Chordata, Actinopteri, Cyprinodontiformes, Poeciliidae. The record is from RefSeq and is a predicted model, not a curated record.
CCCAAGGGGGACCAGAUGGUCAGACAGCAACUCUGCUCAUUUUCCCCAAAGGCAUGGACUCUCCCCGCCCCUCAAAAAACACUCCCACCCCUCAAGCUCAAUAGCUUGCGUUCCCUCCCCUCUGACGCCCCGGAGCCAGAUAAGUAGGAGGCUCUCCGGCGCUCUGUCACACUCGAGCUCAGCUCCUCCAGGAGAAAGUACAAACAAGCACAACUGCAACAAGCGAACGAAAUGAGUCCGAGCAUCUCCGCUGAGGCUGGCCAGCCUCUUCCUGCGCGCUCCACUGUGGCCCAGAGAAAACAAGCCCACGAACUCAGAAAGACUUUGAAGCCCUUGCUGGAGAAGAGAAGGCGCGCUCGCAUCAAUGACAGUCUCAGUCACUUGAAGGGUCUGAUUUUGCCUCUUGUUGGCAAAGACAACGCGCGUUACUCCAAGCUUGAGAAGGCUGAUAUUCUGGAGAUGACCGUGCGCUUCCUCAGAGAUCUUCCUUCCUCCCCGGUCAAAGACUCUGCAGACAGUUACAGAGAGGGCUACAAAGCCUGUCUCCAGCGGGUCUCCGCUCUGCUGCCCAAAACCAGCCUGGACCAGGACGCGUGCCGGCGCAUCAACGACUUCAUCCAGCAGACCAUGUCCAGCACAGUCACACCGACCUGCCUGAACUGCUGCGCCCAGAGCUCCAGGACUCUCCCUCAGAUCCAACACAGACUCUUGAGCCUCAAGUCCAGCUUCAGCUCCAGACUUGAGAGCAGGUCCCGCAGCGACCUGGGAGCCGGGGCCCCCAUCCGAGCGCAGGCCCUCCAGCAGCCGGUCAGCGCUGCCAUGUGGAGGCCUUGGUAGAAUCUAUUGGACGUUUAUCCCAUCUUUGUCAAAUUAUUAUUAUUAUUUGCCUGUUCUUAUGUUUAUUGUACGCAUUCCGUCGUUCUAGCACUGAAUAAUCGGUGGAACUGCUGUAUAUUUAUGUAUAAUGCGCUAAUUUUGCAUUUGACUCGUGACGGCGUUGACUGCCUGAAGGCAUAAAGUACAGAUCACAAACAAACUGAAGUCUAUGAACGUUUUAGAAAGCAAUCCUCUUUUGGGGUUUCAAAAGAGACGGGCUGUAGACAACACAUUGGUAAAACCCCGGGGGUUAUUUAUUUUGGAGGGUUGCACUGUGGACUUAAAUAUAUUUUGGUCUGUGCAACAGAACAGUCUGUAAACACUAUGUGUUCAAUAUAAGUAUUCAUUUUCCAUUUGUGACAUAAAAGCACUUGUUUCCUGACAUGCGAUGUGUUUUUUUUUCUGUAAGAUUUGA